AUGGGUUCAAGCAAGCUGAGGCGAGCCCUUGGAGCUGUCAAAGACCAGACCAGCAUCGGCCUGGCGAAGGUCGGUCCUGGCAGGAGCUCGCACUCCGACCUGGAAAUCGCGAUAGUGAAGGCGACCCGGCACGACGAUUUCCCGGCAGAGGAGAAGUACAUCCUGGAGAUCAUCAGCCUGACAUGCUACUCCCGGUCGUCCAUAAGCGCGUGCAUCGACACCCUGUCAAAGCGCCUCAACAAGACCCGGAACUGGACCGUUGCGCUCAAGACGCUCAUCCUGAUCCAGAGGCUCCUGACAAAGGGCGACCCCGCGUAUGAGGAGGAGAUCUUCUUCGCCAUGAGGCGCGGGACCCGCUUCCUCAACAUGUCCGACUUCCGCGACGCAUCGCGGUCCAAUUCCUGGGACUUCUCGGCGUUCGUCCGGACGUAUGCAUUGUACCUCGACGAGCAGCUGGAAUACAAGAUGCUGGGGCGGCGGCGGAAACGCGGAAAGUACGGCCUUGAUGAAGAAGAGGAGGAAGACGGGCAAGCCAGCAUCAAGAACACGCCGGUUCCAGAGAUGAAAUGUGACCAGAUGUUUUCCAAGAUGCAGCAUUUUCAGCAGCUACUCGAACGGUUCUUGGCGUGCAAGCCAACAGGUCGAGCGAAGAACGACAGAGUGAUUUUUGUGGCCCUAUACCCAAUAGUAAAAGAAAGCUUCCAACUCUACUAUGAAAUGAUGGAGAUCAUGGCUAUACUAGUUGAUAGAUUCACAGAGAUGGAGAUCGCAGAUUGCGUGAAGGCAUAUGAGAUCUUCUCGAGAAUGGGUAAGCAAUUCGACGCACUCGAGGCAUUUUACACUUGGUGCAAGAACGUCGGCAUUGCCCGUACUUCCGAGUACCCUGAAAUCGAGAGAAUUACACAGAAGAAACUUGAUCUGAUGGACGAUGUCAUUCGGGACAAAGCAGCCGUAGCAAAAGGUGAGAGAGCGCCAAAUGCAAAGCCAAAGAAUGUUAUUGUGCAAGAAACAGUCGAAGCAGAAGCAAGUGAACCAGACAUGAAUUCAAUCAAGGCGCUGCCUCCGCCGGAGGGAUUGAGCGAACCGGCUGUUGCGGAGAAGGAAGAACCGAAGAAAGAGGACGCACAGCAACAAGCCGACCUGCUGAAUCUAGGAGACAACGCGGCGGCCCCCGCAGAACACGGAGAUAAAAUGGCAUGGGCAUUAUUCGAUGGCGACGCACCGCCGGUCGGUCCUGACCCGGCACCCAAAUGGGAGGCAUUCGGUAAUGAUACGGCAGAUUGGGAAUCCUCGCUUGUGCAAUCGGCAAGCAGUUUGUCAAAUCAAAAGACGACACUAGCUGGUGGUCUGGAUAUGUGGUCGUUCAACGGAAUGUAUCAGCAUGGAGCAACAGCCGCCGCGGCUAGAACUAGUGCAGCAUAUGCAGGCAAUGGGAGUGCGAGUAGUGUCACGGUCAGGCCAGCUGGCCAGCCGGCGAUGCUGGCUUUGCCUGCACCGCCUGCUCCAGUUGGUGGGGCGACCCGCAAUUUCGUCGAUCCCUUUGCAGCAUCGCUUACCGUUGCUCCACCACCAUACGUGCAGAUGUCGGAUCUGGAGAAGAAGCAGAGGCAUUUGGUUGACGAGCAGCUCUUGUGGCAGCAGUACUCGAGAGACGGAAUGCGAGGGCAGCUCGGGAUGGCAAACUUACAGGCCAAUUCACACAACAUGGGAGGUUACACUAGAAGUUACUGAAGGUGUGUUACAUUAUUCUCAGAUAUAGAGGUUUGAGCAAGUGAGUAGCAGAGUCAACUGCAAAGACUAAUCCUCGGGAGACACCAAGAUUCUGGAUUUAUGCCUCUCUCUCUCUCUCCGUGCUAAUGGGUUCGUUUUCUGAAUUCAUAUCACUGUAUUAUAGAGAUGUUAUUAUGUAGAAUGACAUUGCAUAUACAUAACUUAAUGAAUCUUUGCGAUGUCUAUUUCAAAAUUUUGCA
Eucalyptus grandis is the source of this 1970-nucleotide messenger RNA. RefSeq names its product putative clathrin assembly protein At1g03050. NCBI's taxonomy places the organism in Eukaryota, Viridiplantae, Streptophyta, Magnoliopsida, Myrtales, Myrtaceae. Gene Ontology annotation, cellular component: clathrin-coated pit; clathrin-coated vesicle. Gene Ontology annotation, molecular function: clathrin heavy chain binding; phosphatidylinositol-4,5-bisphosphate binding; SNARE binding. Gene Ontology annotation, biological process: clathrin coat assembly; clathrin-dependent endocytosis; vesicle budding from membrane. The record is from RefSeq and is a predicted model, not a curated record. Bases 1 to 1731 code for a protein of 576 amino acids. The transcript has 2 exons.